Molecule: messenger RNA, 1629 nt
Organism: Malania oleifera
Lineage: Eukaryota; Viridiplantae; Streptophyta; Magnoliopsida; Santalales; Ximeniaceae
Product: syntaxin-112-like
Exons: 3
Coding region: 148-1338 (396 amino acids)
Biological process (GO): exocytosis; intracellular protein transport; vesicle fusion
Cellular component (GO): plasma membrane; endomembrane system; SNARE complex
Molecular function (GO): SNARE binding; SNAP receptor activity
Source: RefSeq, a predicted model, not a curated record
GUUGGCGAUUUUAGUGGAAGGAAAAAUUAUAAAAUGUGUGUUCAUAGGCCAAACUUCAUGGACAAAAUGGACCUACCAUAUUUAACGGAUAUGUUCAUAAAAUCAUAAAACCUUAUUUUUCAAAUUUGAAAUCAAAACGGAUCGGAAAUGAAUCAGGUGAUCAAUUUCGUAAUGGCAACUCCUCACUACUAUUUAAGUUGCAGAGGCUUCGCAUUUUGUCCAAUCCCUCAAAUCUUUUCAUCCGCCUUCAAUUUCAAAAGCCCCUGUCUCGGACACAAGAUCCAUCGGACGCCCAGCUGUCUCUCUCUCUUCGGGGCAAUUGAUUUCUUCAAGAUUUCUUGUUGGAGAAAUUGGAGUCCCCAGAGACAAUUUCAACAUCUCCAGAACCCAUUGUUUCACCCAAACCGAUUCUGUGGUGGGUCUUUGGAAAUUGUUGCAAAGAUGAAUGAUCUGAUGACAAAAUCGUUCCUCAGUUAUGUGGAACUGAAAAAACAGGCCAUGAAGGAUCUUGAAGCCGAGCCAGACAUUGAAAUGGGGCAACUCGAGGCCUCUGACGAGCAGAACCUUUCUCGGUUCUUUGAAGAGGUGGCUGCAAUCAAAGCAGAUAUGGAAGAGAUCACCAAUUUCCUCAUUGAUAUUCGAACCCUGAAUGAAGAGGCAAAGUCUACUCACAGCGUUAAAAUCCUCAGAGGGUUUAGGGACCGAAUAAGCUCAGACAUGGUCGCUGUUCGUCGGAAGGCAAAACUCAUCAAAACGAAACUAGAAUCACUCGAUCAAUCCAAUACAGCAAACAGGAUUUUAUCCGAUGCCUAUAAAGACGGGAGCCCUGUUGAUCGGACGAGAUUUUCGGUGACUAAUGGAUUGAGAGUUAAGCUUAGAGGCAUGAUGAAUGAUUUUCAGUCACUGAGAGAACAAAUUCUGAAGGAGCACAAAGAGGAACUAAAAAGGGGUCACUACAAUGCUACCGGGGUGGAACCCAGUGAGGAAGCCAUUGAGAAGAUGAUUUCAGGAGGCAACCUGAUUCAAAGUUUUGAAGGGAAAUUACCCGAACUGGCAAUGGAGAAUCAAGAAAGGAAUGAGGCUGUGAAGGAGUUACAGAAAAGCUUGAAAGAACUUCAUCAACUUUUUCUUGAUAUGGCUGUGAUGGUUGAGACACAAGGGGAGAAGAUCAAUGAUAUUGAAGAGAAUGUGGCUCGUGCCGGAGAUUAUGUCAACGGCGGAACAAAGAAACUACAGUCUGCCAAACAGAUGAAGAGGAAAAGUAAAUGGGUUUCUUGGAUUGGGAUUGUGUUGCUGAUUUUCGUAUUGAUUUGCCUUAUUCCAAUCUUGGCUAAAUGAAAAAAAGCGGACUGUUACUUGGUAUGAUGGGGCUUUUUGUUGUUAUGCUUUCAUGGAGGUCUUGUUUCAUAAAUACAGUAACACAUGUAGAGUUUGAUGAUAGUUGUUCAUCUUGCACUUAUUUUUGUGUGUAGUUAGAUCUCAGUGACUCAGUGCAGGUCAGGUUUUUUGGUUUUGAAGAGUGUAAUGUGGAUUUUCUGCGUCAUUUUCUUCUCAAUCCUUGCAUUGUGUUCUGUUUGUUGAGAUUGCUUUAUCAAUGAAACGGUUUGGGUACUGCUUUUCCUCCCAAAA